Molecule: messenger RNA, 2064 nt
Organism: Vitrella brassicaformis
Lineage: Eukaryota; Vitrellaceae
Source: the annotation of a GenBank genome assembly
UGAACCAUGGCACCCUCGGCAGUCUUCACACGAGGGAAAUCAUCUCUUCCUUCACCCCUUGGUCUCGCUCAGUGACAUCCAUCGGUUUGCUAUCCUUCUCUCGUCUUGCUCUGGGACGUGUGCAGCGCCCUCAGGCAAGGGCCACCGACUGCCUCUUCACAGCAGGCGAUCGGUGCACAUUGCUAGAGCGCGCUGCAUUACAUCCCAGUUCUAAGAUGAGUGGGAACACGGGCAAGCAGUCGAAAGCACUCAGACAUGUCCAUGAGUGCCGUGUCAACGAGCCGUGUGGCGGGUUCCGUUCAGUCUGUCCAUGAGACCACUGUCAACCAGGCUGUAGCUGUCCAACUUUCCACGGGUGACGGCUCCAACCUGGCAGGCAGUCGCGAAACGGACAGACCGAGCUCAUACCACACCAAUCCAGCCCCGAUACUCGGCAGCUGAUACAUCGUCAGGCGCGCAGUGGUUCAUUCGCUCCAUCCAUCCAUCCAUCCAUUCAUCCAACCAGCAGCAGCAGCAGCAAAAGCACCCCUCCCUCCCUCGGUCCCUCUUUCGUGUACCUCUCUGAUGCUGCUGGGCCAGCCAAUGGAAAACACCCAUGUUUGCACACACAGAAAAACUGGCCGCUGAAGGGGGGAGGGUCAUGCAGCUCUUAGCUCUAGGAUCCUCCUAGCCCCGCCCACUCACUCACUCACGCCUUUUGUCUGGUGACGUGAGUGUACCAUGGCUCGUCGUGCGGCAUGACCCCCAGGUUUAUCGCCAUGAUCUCCUCCUCUGUCAGCGGCUUGGACUUGUAAUUGCUCGGCAAAUCGCUCCAGUCACUAUACCUGAUCCAGUUGACACGCACACGCACACACCACAGAACGGCCGGUUUCCGUUGUGUCCUCUACCUUCUGUGUGUUCCUUCCUUGCUCACCUUUCCACAUCGAUCCCCGGCUUGCUGCCCCUCGUCGAUGCCGCUGCUGACGAUGCCCCGCUGGCCGCCUCCCUCGGUGAGGGGGCCGGUGUGGGCCUCCCCUCUCCCCUCAUCCCACCGGCCUUGCGGUCAGGGAACCGAAUCAGCGGCGUAUAGCGCCGUGCUGCAUUAUGUGUCGUUUGCUCGGGGGUGCUGCUGGUGUUGGUGUUGUGUCGCGGUGGUGCUUGUUGUGCGGAUGUAGAGGAUGAGGCGGGUGGUUGUGCCUUGUCUGCUGGUUGGUCGGCGAGUUGGUCGGCGAAGGAUGUGUCGAUAGUGCACAGAUCACCGCCGAUGUACACGGUGCCGCCUGCAUGCACCACAAACAAGGCCACGAAAGAGAUGAUAUGUGUGCUGGCAAAACGGAUAUUAGAGAGCGUGCGGCCAUGUGUGUGGCGCUCUCUCUCUCUCUCUCUGUGUGUGUGUGUGUGUGGUCCAACUAACUCACCGACUUCGGCCGCGUGGCCGGUGAUCUUGCCCGAGGCCUCGGCGUGAAUGUCAACAGACACCUGCACACACACACACAUAUGAAUAGUGAAGGCACGCAAUGCACACGACACCACCGCAUGAGUCUGCCCUUCCGUAAUUACCUUGUCGGUGUCGAUGACGCAGAUAACUUCAUCCUCCUUGACCAGAGUGCCCACGUCCUUCUUCCACUCGGCCACCGUGCCCUCGGUGAUGGAGUCACCCAUAUUCGGCACCUGACAAACAACACACACACACAGACAGAGAACACAGACACAGACACAACCAAACGACACCAAUCACAUCCAUCUCUCCUUGCCCCACCCGACAGCCCAGUCCAUAGGCUCGUGCUGGCUCACCUUCAUCAGCACAGAUGACUCGGCGGCCUCACUGAAAUGCCGGCAAAACACCCGCUGCCCACUCGCCACCUCUGACGCCGCCCUCUGGAGAGCUCCUGAGUGAGGUGUGUGUGUCCGUCUCGUCAGCAGGGCGGUGCUGAGGCGCAGCAUGCUCGAUGACACGGGCCACUUUGUGCACACGAGGGCGCCAGAAAGUCGACGGAAGGCCAGCAUGAGCCCAACACGCCGUUUGUUGGUCUUUGACAGAUGCGGCACUCAACAGGGGGCGCUCCCAACAGCUGUCUGUUCGCU